Messenger RNA from Cynoglossus semilaevis (tongue sole), 1768 nucleotides. Its product is annotated as collagenase 3-like. The record is from RefSeq and is a predicted model, not a curated record. Gene Ontology annotation, cellular component: extracellular matrix. Bases 304 to 1719 code for a protein of 471 amino acids. Gene Ontology annotation, molecular function: zinc ion binding; metalloendopeptidase activity. The transcript is spliced from 11 exons. Lineage: Eukaryota; Metazoa; Chordata; Actinopteri; Pleuronectiformes; Cynoglossidae. Gene Ontology annotation, biological process: proteolysis; collagen catabolic process; extracellular matrix organization.
GUUUUGUUUUUGUUUUUUUAGUUGCAUUUACUGUCAUUAAGUUGUUUCUGUGUUGGAAAAUAAAUAAUAUUAAUUUUUUCAGAACAUUUUCAGAGCAGUUCAGAUCAGUGCACUCAAGCCACAGCUGCUGUCGUUUUACACAGACCAGCACAUUCUGGACAGAGAGGAAGUGGUGAGGUGCUUUUACAUGAAUCACACAGAGUCUGUGAAAAAAAAAAAAAAAAAAAAAAACCUAAACACUAUAAAUACCCGAGUGUUUCUUCAACCCAGUGAACUGCUGAGGAAAACACUGAGACAGCGACGAUGACAACACCACCGCUGCUGAUGCUGAUGCUGAUGCUGCUGCUGAUGCUCUUCACCCUCAGUCCUCGCUCCUCUGCUGGACCGGUGCCGUCGGAGGACCUGGACGACUGGCUGUUGGCCGAGAAAUACCUUCGGCACUUUUACGAUCUGCCAGUAGGUCUGCAGGGCAGACGAGGCGAACCGUCAGGUCACUUCACGGCCAAAAUCAAGGAAAUGCAGAGGUUCUUCAAACUGAAGGUGACAGGUAAUUUGGAUGAAAACACCCUGGAUCUGAUGAAGGAGCCCAGAUGUGGGGUCCCAGACGUUGGGGAGUACAACCACUUCCCUCGAGACCUCAAAUGGCAAACCAACGACGUCACAUUCAGGAUCGUAAAUUACACACCGGAUCUGGAGAAAUCCGACGUGGACAGAGCCAUCCGCAGGGCACUAAAUGUCUGGUCUGAUGUCACACCUCUGACCUUCAAGAAGCUGCACAAGGGAAUCGCUGACAUCAUGAUCAGCUUCGGAUCCAGAGAGCACGGAGACCACAACCCCUUUGACGGUCCUGACGGACUGCUGGCCCACGCCUACCCCCCCGGAGAAGGCAUCGGCGGAGACACUCACUUCGACGAGGACGAACAUUGGUCCAAGGAUUCAUCAACCUACAACCUGUUCAUCGUGGCAGCCCACGAGUUGGGACACGCUCUCGGCAUGUCGCACUCCACAGAGCCGAGUGCACUGAUGUACCCCGUGUACUCCUACUCCACGGGCUACCCGCUGUCGGAAGACGACGUCGAGGGCAUUCAAGCUCUUUAUGGUCCAAACCCCAACAGCAGGAAAGUAAAACCAAAGCCUGACGCCCCGGACAAGUGUGACCCCAUGUUGACCUUUGACGCGGCCACAGAGCUCCGAGGGGAGACCCUCGUCUUUAAGGACAGAUUCUACUGGCGUCUCCAUCCUCAGAUACCGGAGCCUGAGCAGGUCCUGAUCAAGUCCACGUGGCCUUCAAUCCCUAACAAGGUGGACGCAGCCUAUGAGAACCCAGAGAAGGACCUGGUCAUCAUAUUCAGUGGUAUCAAAAUGUGGGCUCUGAAUGGAUACAACCUGGUGGACGGUUACCCCAAGUACAUCCACAGACUGGGCCUCCCCAAGAGCAUCAGGAAAAUCGACGCAGCCGUUCACAUCGGAGACACGGGGAAAACGCUGCUCUUCACUGACGAAGAGUACUGGAGUUACGAUGAAGCGACAGGAACCAUGGACAGAGGCUACCCACGCUCCAUUGAGAAGGAUUUCCCUGGGAUGAAUGAUGAGGUCGACGCUGCCGUCUAUCACUACGGAUUCUUAUACUUCUUCCACGAACACGUUCAGUACGAGUACAGCUACAACUCCAGGAAGGUCAUGCGCAUCCUCAGGACCAACUCCAUACUCAACUGCUGAUUGGACAGAAAUGUGUGUAAAUAUCUAAGGCCCAAAAAAAAUUAAAAAA